Toxorhynchites rutilus septentrionalis is the source of this 2935-nucleotide messenger RNA. RefSeq names its product tetratricopeptide repeat protein 39B-like. The transcript has 9 exons. Gene Ontology annotation, molecular function: protein binding. NCBI's taxonomy places the organism in Eukaryota, Metazoa, Arthropoda, Insecta, Diptera, Culicidae. Bases 866 to 2659 code for a protein of 597 amino acids. The record is from RefSeq and is a predicted model, not a curated record.
AAUUUCGCUUCAUUCGGGAAGUGUUCGAACUGUCAGACGGACUCGAGAUUCUACGCGUGCUUCUGGCGUAAAUAUUUUUUAAUAAUAAAUAGUGACUAAUUGUCAGUUGUGAAGCAGGCAAUAGUCGCGAACAGUAACCGAUCUCAGCCAGAAAGACGGAAGUGAUUUAGUUUAUUUAUUUUUGAAAAGAAAUGCGAGUGCAGCAGAUCCGGUAGAUAAAAUUAACCUAACUAUCGAUUCCGCCGAAUCAAUAAUUUAACGCCAUCAGUGUGGUAUGUAGCUGUUUCUGAUUUCUUUGUGCGUUCGCGUAAUGAAAGCAUUGUUUGCGUUUUGUUACGUCGGAUGCGACCGCGCGGAAAACUGAAUUGUGAAUUGAUGUUGAACUAAAUUUGCAUAAUACAAAGUGAAUGAAAAUAAACAAGAAGGCUCCUCAUAGAGGGUGCGAUAAGUGUGUUUCUAUCUUAUCAAUAGCGCCAGCUCUACGAGAUGUAAUCUGCAUACGCAAACAAACAACGAGUGCUGUUUGUUCCCGUAAAUAUUCUUGUCUUCCAAAUCGAUCAAUAUCAAAAUCAAGCGGAAGAAAACGGGUGUGAGGAAAAUAAAGCACAUUACUGGAAAAAUUGUGCAAUUAAUAGCAACAAAUAUAGCGAGCAUAAGCAGAAGGGAUACGUGAAUCGAAUGAAUUUUGAGGCGUCUAGCUGGGAAAAGGUGGAACAAUUGCGGACAAUUUUAGUGAAAACAAAAAAAGCGGGAGAAGCAAGAAACGAGUCAGUUUUGUGAAAUACAUCAUACUCGGGCAGGUUCGACGGACGACAGUUAACAGAAUUUGACUGGAAUUUUAAACAGAUUCGAGUGCGUGCUGUGUAUGUUGACAAAAAUGGCUCUCAGCAAUUCGCAAUUUCAAAAUAUUGAGGACGAUGACGACGAUUUUCAAGAUGCAUGCGACACUGAAGGACCUGCACCAUCGAUGGAUUUGGAAGCGGCACUAUCGGAGGCAAAAAUAGCGGUCAAUCUGUUCUUCAACAAUAAGUUUAACGAAGCGGGAGCACUAAUGAAACCAUGGGCAACGUCCAGUAUGUAUCACUCGGUUGGACACAGCGUGUUCGCUUACUUGGAAGCGAUGUUAACUUUCGAGCAACAGCACAUAGCGGCCGCCUCGGAUGCGUUGAAGCAGUGCUUAGCGGUUUGCAAUCGCUAUCGGAGGAAGAACACUCUGACGGAAACCAUCGGGAAGACCUUCAAGAAGAUGAACUAUGACCAGUAUACCGACGUGGAGGCACAUGCCGAGCUGUGUACGGCGGAAGCUAUGCUGCUGAAAGCGAUGCUUACGUUCAUCGAGGAUGAAACGCUGACGAGUCUUAUUAAGGGUGGGAUGAAGAUUCGGAACUGCUUUGCUAUGUAUAAAGAAUGCAACACCAUACUUACCCAGCGCCAGUGGGAAUCGGAAAGCUCGAGGGUGCAUUUUGAGAGUGGCGUACGGAUGGGAAUGGGGACGUUCAACUUGAUGAUCUCACUGCUUCCUGGAAGGGUAAUAAAAUUGCUGGAAUUCAUAGGAUUCUCAGGGAAUAAGCAAUCCGGCAUGCAGGACCUAAUAGCGGGCUCCCAAAGUUCGGGAAUCCGGCAGGUGCUUUGCGUAAUGACACUGCUGGGAUACAAUUUAAUUGUAUGCUACGUUCUAAGCCACAAGGAGGGCGAUCUUAAGUUUUGCGAUGAGAUACUCUCGAAACAGCUGAAACUUUACCCCGACGGGGUAUGGUUCCUGUUCUUCAAAGGCCGCCUGGAGUUCAUGAACGGGAAUCUCGAUGAGGCACUGACGUGGUACAAGAAAUCCUGGAAGUCGCAAAAUGUAUGGCCACAGUUCCAUCAUUUGUGCUUCUGGGAAUUACUCUGGGUGAACUGCCUACGGUUAGACUGGCGAGAAUCUUUGCUCUUCGCAACUUACUUGGUCGACAACAGCAAAUGGUCCCGUACGAUUUAUACCUAUCAGAAGGCGUCCAUUAUGUGUAUGAUGAAGCGCUCGGACCUGACCGCACUCGAGUUGCGAACGUUGGAUGGCUUGAUGAAGGAAGUCCCGAAAUAUAAACAACGAAUCGCCGGGAAAUCUCUACCGAUGGAGAAGUUCGCCUGCAAAAAGACUGAAAGAUUUUUCGCCCAACAAUCAUUCCUGUACGUUCCGGCGCUGGAGCUGAUGUACGUAUGGAAUUUGUUUAAAAUUCUAGGAAAACAGUUUCGCCUAGCUGACGGGGUCUAUCGAAUAGUGGAGGAUAAUCUGAGCGAGCUUGAAGCGCGUCAGCAGAAUAAGAGUGGAGGUCCGCUGGUGGCGUUCGAUGUAGAUAAUAAGGCAUUGUUACUUCUGCUGAAGGGUGCUUGUUUAAGGCAAAUGAACAGUCCACUUCAGGCGCUGACGUGUUUGGAGGCUGUUGUGGCUAUGUACAAGAAUAUCAAAGAGGACUUUUAUGUGGUACCGUACGCGAUUGUGGAGAUUGCACUCAUCUAUGUUGACCAGGGAAAAAAGGAGCAAGCCAUCCUUGCACUCGAAGAUGCAAAGAAAAAUUAUAGUGGGUACUCAUUGGAAUCACGGCUCCACUUCCGUAUCCACACCGCACUGAUUGAGUUGAAGGGGAAAAGUUACGAAAAUAUAUCAACCGGAAGCGACUAAGAUACAAUCGACAAAGAACAGCGCUGAUAAGCUGAAGCCAUCUAGUCUGGUAUAGUUCGAAUCUAAGUUGGGUCAUAUCCAUUUAUAAAAAAAGUCAUUGCAAAUUAUCCUGUCAAGUGGUACGUGGUUACCCCGAAACCUCCUAGAAAAAGUCCUAGACUGUAAUUUCCUCGUUUUGAUUCAUUCUUUUUUCCCUCUCUCUCUGAACCUUCACACAGCGAUAUCCAAGACAUUAUCACUUAAUCGGUUUUAACGAGGAAUAAAUACAUAAAAAGC